AUGGUUGCCCAAGACGUAAAACUUGAGCACGAUCGUAGACAGAACAUGUUUGGGCAAAAUCCAAAUUUUGCGACGUCGUCUGUUUGGCCUCAACAGAGUUCUGUGCAAAGUUCAGGAGCAUCCUUGGCAGUUCAACCUGCAGUCAUUGAAAGUGGCUCGUUUUUAAAUGCUCAACUCCAAGAAUCCACUGAUGCUUAUUCCUCAAACAUGUCUUUCUCUAAUAAGUAUCCUCUUUUUAUUUUUCUUAACUUAUUUAAAUUGAAAAUGGAUUUUUCCUGCAGUUCCGGCCUGCCUACUCAAGGACAAAUGCGCUUUCAUAUAGCUGAUCAUAUUCCUUCCACUUCUUCUCAAAAUACUGUGUCAGACAGUAGUAUCGUCACACAUCAUCAUCAACCUUGUACGGUGAGCAUCGUUCAAAACCACUCUACGCAACAUGAAUCUUCUACUUCUCCACUGAGGAAGUUAAGCAUUGAUUUAAUCAAGACCUACAAAGGCAUUAAUGAGAGUUAUUAUGCGCGAAAGGCGAAAAGACGGCAUGAACAAGAGCAGCAUAAUCCUCACGGACUCCAUCCAGCUCCUUUGUCUGAGCAUCAUCAUGCUGCUCCGCCACCUAAACAACCUAUUUCACUGAACCAGCAGGUUGUUACAAAUUUAAUGCAACAAGAUCAUUCUCACCACAUACAGCAGCACUCGUUGUUUUCGCUGGAUCCUACUGUCUCUACACUCUCUCACCAGUUAAGAACGCAGUUAAUGCAGGUCGUUGAAAACCCUUGCUUGGGAACUCAAAAUGAUGGCUAUGACGAUGAAAACCAUGACUACAUCAUCCAUAUCGGUGAACUGUUCAACAAUAGAUAUCAGAUAGCAUGUCAUCUCGGAAAAGGUUCAUUUGGACAAGUUGCUCGGGCAUAUGACACUCUGGAACAACAAGAUGUUGCUAUAAAGAUCAUAAAAAAUAAGAAGCCAUUUUAUGAUCAGGCCCAAAUUGAGAUUCAGUUGCUGGAAAUGAUGAAUAGUCAUGAAUCUGAAAGUAGACACUAUGUUGUGAAAUUAAAGACUCACUUCAUGUGGCGUAAUCAUUUGUGCCUUGUUUUUGAGCUUCUUUCAUACAACCUGUAUGAUUUAUUAAGAAAUACGGAUUUUCAUGGUGUGUCUCUUAAUCUGACAAGAAAAUUUGGACAGCAGUUAGCCAAUACAUUGUUAUUUCUUUCAUCGCCACAGCUGAGCAUUAUUCACUGCGAUUUAAAACCUGAAAAUGUUUUACUGUGUAAUCCAAAGCGUUCCGCAAUCAAAAUAAUUGAUUUUGGCUCAUCAUGUCAGCUUGGCCGUAGAAUCUAUCAAUACAUACAAUCAAGAUUUUAUCGCUCACCUGAAAUCCUACUAGGGUUGCAGUAUGAUUCUGCCAUUGAUAUGUGGUCUUUGGGAUGUAUAUUGGUUGAAAUGCAUACUGGUGAGGCGUUGUUUGCUGGUACCUGUGAGCAUGAUCAAAUGAUGCGUAUAAUAGAAGUAUUGGGUAUGCCUCCACGACAUAUGAUUGAAGCAGCAUCGCCUCAAAAAAGGAACAAAUUUUUUGAAAAAAACGAAGGUUAUUAA
Molecule: messenger RNA, 1590 nt
Organism: Thelazia callipaeda (thelaziosis nematode)
Lineage: Eukaryota; Metazoa; Nematoda; Chromadorea; Rhabditida; Thelaziidae
Source: the annotation of a GenBank genome assembly